AUGAGCGGUAACGACGAUGGCGGAAUCGACUUUAAAUUGUACCGCUAUACACCGUCCCUCGUCGCAGCAGUUAUCUUUAUUGUUCUAUUCACCCUAACAACCGCCUACCACCUUUGGCAGACUGUUCGCCCGAGAUGUUGGUACUUUUUAGUCUUUGUGACAGGUGGGAUUUUCCAGAUAAUAGGAUACAUCUGUCGCGCGCUAGCCCAUUCUAACAAGGAAAACGUACCCAUCUAUGCCGUGGGAACUAUCAUGAUUCUUCUUGCGCCCCCUCUUUAUGCUGCCUCAAUAUACAUGACUCUGGGCCGCCUCAUCGGAUAUCUUGAUGCAGAGAGAUUAAGCCCAGUAUCUACCAAAUGGCUGACAGCAAUUUUCGUCACCGGUGAUGUGAUCGCAUUCCUCGCUCAAGGAGCAGGCGGCGGAAUCAUGGCAAGCGGCACCAUCAGCGCAAUGAACACGGGUGAGAACGUCACAAUCGCAGGUUUAUGCGUGCAACUGGUCUUCUUUAGCGUAUUCAUCAUUGUCGCUACCAUCUUCCAUUAUCGCAUUCGCAAGAAUCCAACUUCCAGAUCCGCGGGAACUUCCAUCUUUCCUCGUCAUUGGCGCGAGGCUACCUGGGAAACUGUGAUGUUAGGGCUAUACGGCGCCAGUGUUCUGAUUCUCAUUCGAUCGAUCUUCCGCCUGAUCGAGUAUGCACAGGGCAACGAUGGGUACCUAAUCAGCCACGAGGUAUUCAUGUACGUGUUUGAUGCGACGCUCAUGUUCAUCACUAUGGUGGGAAUGAGUUUGUUCCAUCCUUCGAAGGUUUUGAGUCCGUUGGCGAAGGCGGAAGCGUCUUUGGACAGAUCCUAUACGAUGACCACCGAGCUGCGCGAUGAGCCUGUAUGA
Aspergillus oryzae RIB40 is the source of this 888-nucleotide messenger RNA. RefSeq names its product RTA1 domain-containing protein. The transcript is spliced from 3 exons. NCBI's taxonomy places the organism in Eukaryota, Fungi, Ascomycota, Eurotiomycetes, Eurotiales, Aspergillaceae. Bases 1 to 888 code for a protein of 295 amino acids. Gene Ontology annotation, cellular component: membrane. The record is from RefSeq and is a predicted model, not a curated record.